This is a messenger RNA of Pseudogymnoascus destructans, 501 nucleotides long. RefSeq lists its product as uncharacterized. The record is from RefSeq and is a predicted model, not a curated record. NCBI's taxonomy places the organism in Eukaryota, Fungi, Ascomycota, Leotiomycetes, Thelebolales, Thelebolaceae. The transcript is spliced from 2 exons. Bases 1 to 501 code for a protein of 166 amino acids.
AUGGGGUUUCCAUCACACCUACCACCGCAGUACACAUAUGGCUACGAAAAAGUCAUAGACGAUGCGAUCGAGCUACAGGACUUAAAUCAGCCAAACCGUGACGUUAGAGACGAAGAAAGACGAAUUCAGUUUCAACUUCAUAUCGAUAAUCUUCUUGAAGAACAACGAAUCCGCACGGAACAACGGCGUUUUGAAACAGCCCUCGCCCGGCGUCAACGGAGAGUUAAAAGAGGAACUUUGUUUAGGCAGACUGUUACCGAGUGGGGAUUAGGGGCAUUGAUAGGUUUCGGUAUUUUUUGUGCUAUCCUUGUGGCUGGGGGAUUUACAUGGAAAUAUCUCAGCUCUAAGUCAGAAACACAGGUUUCAGUUUCAGUUCCGCUUACAGAAGCUCCGCCGCUUGUCGAAACUCGCGCCGUCGAAGCUCGCGUCGCCUCCCUCGACUCCUUCACAAGCUCUCUGCCACUAGAUUGUCCACCGUGCCCAGAAACACCCGACUUAUAA